Messenger RNA from Fusarium fujikuroi IMI 58289, 1398 nucleotides. RefSeq names its product probable endoglycoceramidase. NCBI's taxonomy places the organism in Eukaryota, Fungi, Ascomycota, Sordariomycetes, Hypocreales, Nectriaceae. Bases 1 to 1398 code for a protein of 465 amino acids. Gene Ontology annotation, molecular function: hydrolase activity, hydrolyzing O-glycosyl compounds. The transcript is spliced from 2 exons. The record is from RefSeq and is a predicted model, not a curated record.
AUGGCCCGGAUCAAGCAUGUGAAUCAGGAUACUCAUCAGAUCGUUGACGAGUAUGGAAGAACUAGGUUCUUUCACGGAACCAAUGUUGUCAUGAAAGAAGCCCCGUGGUACAGGCCUUUUGAGUGGACUCCGGGUGUUUCAUCGUUCGGCGAACGAGAUGUUCAGAAUAUGCACGACUUGGGGCUGAAUAUUGUCCGGCUUGGCCAUAGCUGGGCUGGUGCUGAGCCAGUUCGCGGAGAGUACAACCAGACAUUCUUAGAUAUCAUGAAGAAGCAGACAAAACUCGCAGAAGAACACGGUAUCUAUGUGCUGGUGGACGUGCACCAAGACGUACUGGCUAAACAACUUUGUGGUCAUGGUGUACCUGACUGGUUCGUCAAGAAGGACUGGGUUACGGGAUUCAGAAGGUUCCCGUUCCCACAGAAGCUCAAGCCAUUCACCACUGAUGGUGACGGCUUUCCUUCGCCUCAAUCCCAAUGCGGUACUAUCGAUUGGUCAUUGAGCUACUUAUCCGUGGCCGUUGGAAAUGCUUUCGGGAGACUUUACAACAACUUUGAUGGACUUGGAGACGCAUUCGCCGCGUAUUGGAAGAAACUGGCGUCGGAGUAUGUUGACACUACGAAUGUCGUGGGGUACAAUCUACUCAACGAACCCUGGGCUGGUGACACAUACGCCGAUCCAACAAUUCUCGUGCCCGGUGUUGCGGAUCGCAAAAACCUGGAGGGUCUUUGGAACCGAGCAUCGAAACAGAUACGCACGGUUGACAAUGAUACGCUUAUCUGGUUUGAGGGUACUACCUUCGAUGUUCUGUCAGGCUUCAACAACGUACCUCUCGGUGACGGGUCCAAGACAGUACAUUCAUUCCACUACUACAACCCACCGCAGCUAGGCCCGCUAAAGGAUACACUCUACAACCGACAUAAAGACAAUGUUCGACUCAAGACCGCCUGUGUCCUUACGGAGUUGACGUUCUGGAUGGGCGAUGAUAAGCAGAUGGCUGGCCUUGCGGAAGCCAUGACUACGACAGACGCGAACAUGGUGUCUUGGAUAGGAUGGGCAUACGAGAAUCUGUAUAAUGGGGCAUCGGGCAAGCCAUAUCCAGAGCUACAGAAGCAUUACAGCCGAGCGUAUCCAGCUGCCAUCGCGGGGACACCUACUUCGUUUGGGUUUGAUGAGGCAUCCGGUGUCUUCAAGCUGAACUUCACCAGCGACCCUACCAUUGGUGCACCGACUGAGAUUAUUUUACCUAUUUCUACCUUUCCAAACGGGUACGAGGUUCGAGUUCUACCUGGUGGCAGCCUGUUGCAAUACAAGCCUGACGAUCGCACCCUGGCCUUGUUUACAUCCAAGGUCUUCAAAAAGGGAACGGAGAUAUCUGUUGAGAUUUCCAGCAAAUGA